This is a messenger RNA of Paramecium sonneborni, 379 nucleotides long. Lineage: Eukaryota; Ciliophora; Oligohymenophorea; Peniculida; Parameciidae. The record is from the annotation of a GenBank genome assembly.
AUGAUGGUGAUUUAACAGAUUCCAACAUUCUAAAAGUUUUGAAUUUCAUAAUCAGUUUUUAGGAUUUAGAGGAACAACUACGUAAUUACUAAUAAAAAUGCGCAAUCAGAGGGCAAAGGUUAAUCAAAAAAAAAUGAAUGAUCCAAAUCAUGACGAUAAAUUUUUGCAACAAAUAAUGCAAUGCUUUGCUACUUGUGAUAAUUUUCUAAUAUCAAAUUUACAAGAUUUAAAAAGUAAAUUAUUGAAAGACUAACACACUAAUAUCAAGGCGGCCUGUAAAUUUUAAAGUCUAAUCUGUUUGUAAUGUUAAAACUUAAGACUUCUAGCUGAUUUCCUUAUUUCCAUUCUAUCAAAGGGAUUCAAGUUGGCUGCUACUUGA